Drosophila ananassae is the source of this 1559-nucleotide messenger RNA. RefSeq names its product myb-like protein AA. The coding region runs from base 184 to 1266 and encodes 360 amino acids. NCBI's taxonomy places the organism in Eukaryota, Metazoa, Arthropoda, Insecta, Diptera, Drosophilidae. The transcript is spliced from 4 exons. The record is from RefSeq and is a predicted model, not a curated record.
UUCCGAGUUGUGUUCAGUUUAAAUUUAUACUCGAUAGCGGUCGGAUAGAAAUUUCCACUUCCAGCAUAGAGGAAUAUAUUUUUAUAUUGUUUUGUAUUUUAACUGCCGAACACAUUACCCGAGUUUCGUCGCGAUUCGUGGCAAGUUUUUCGUGCGGAUACCUAAUUUCCAGUGAUUUAAUUUAUGGAUGCCAAACGUGGUAAUGCCUCCGGGGCACGCCAAGGCGGCGGUGGUGGCUACCAAGCAUCCAAGACCAGCAUGGCAGUUUGCCAGUCACGAGGUGGAGGUGGCGGCGGCGGGGGAGCUGCCGUUGGACGUAAACAGGCCAGUGAGAUCAGCCUGACUCCCAGCCAGGCCAGGAAUCCCGAUAACCCACGCAAGAGUCCUUUAGAUGCGCUGAGCCGCAGUGGCAUUGUUCGCAGUCAGGAUCCCUUCCAACGUCGCUCCGGCUUGCAGGAUGUGGAUGAAGCCUUCCUGGCUUCCAAUGCCUUUGCGCGUCCGUCCAGGGUCCGUCAUUCCGGUUUAGAGAGAGACGCCAUGCCGCAACCAGCUGUCGGAGGUGGAGGAGCUGCCAGUCAGCAACAGGGAUCCGCUGCAGUGGCUCCAAUUCGCAUGUCCGCCGGACAGGACGCUGGUCAGCAGCAGCAACAGCAGCAGCAGCAGCAACAAUACCAGCAGGUUCCGGGCCAGCAAAUGGACCAACAGCAGAUGCCUCCGCCGCAACAGGUACCUCCUGUCUCCCCGGCGCCAUCGCCGCAACAGCAGUACGCACAACAACCGGCUGCCGGGCAGCCAACCAGACUGGAACCACCGCCAUCGGGACGAGCUCAUGUCCAGCACCAGCACCAACACCAGGCAGGCUACGAACAGCAACAGAACUCGCAACAAGAUACACAGGCUCAGAACAAAUACCAGCAACCACAACAGACGCAGCAACAUCAGCACCAUCAUCACCACCAUCAUCAGCAGCAACAGCAACAGCAACAGCAACAGCAGCAGCAACUGCAACAGCAACAACCCAACCCACAACAUGGAUACCCUCCGGCCGGAGGAAGUCAGGCAGCUGGAGCACCAUCAAGUGGCGGACUAGGAGCCGGUGCAGCAGGAGGAGCCGGCAAUGCCGCUGCACCACGAGAGAGAGGUGGAGAAGCAGCACCUCCGCCCGAGGCCGAAAUGUGCACCACGUGCCCCAACUGCCAGACCACUAUUUACUUGGUACGCUCCCCCGAACUGGGACACGGAGAUGCCGGGUCACCAGUACAGUAGAAACCCACCCAGAUGCGCCUCACCAAGCACAACAAUGCUCCAAAUUCGCCGUCGAACUCAAAUCUGAAAUUGGUUGGACAGCCAAGCGCCAAUUCCAAUCAUCAAUAGCUUAAGUUAGAAAUCUUUUAGAGCCGCAUGACCCGAAUAAUCGGAGGUGCUUCUAAAUCGAAUGUAAUUUGAAAUUCUCUGUGAUAAGUUUUGGUUUGUGGUGAUAGGCUUGGAACUAAAACUUUGUUAUGUGUGUGUGCCAAAUCCACAAAUAAAUCGUUGUAAUUCUUUCAUUUUUAAUAUGA